AUGGAAACGCCUGCGAAACGGUCUCUUCCCCUUUACAAGUGUGCUACCUUCGAUGCUCUAGACAUUAUGCGGCAGAUUGACGCCGCUUUGAGCUUUGCGGAGUACUAUCACGUGAUUCCAGCAGUGGCACUCGCGCCGCAAACUCAAGUUGCGCUCACGAACUAUCACAUCUCCAGACCAAAAUCAGUCAAGCUGAUCGCAUUCUCUACAAGCUUCCUGGAACAGACAAAAUGGCUGACGGUAUUGAUCGACGAACGGAUGAUUUGGGCUAACGGCGCAAAUUCAGACAGGCUGGAGUUCAGCACCUCGAAGGAGGUCACGGUUGCCCCGACCUUCGAGGAUAUGCACCUGAAGGAAAGCUUACUUCGUGGUAUUUAUGCUUACGGCUAUGAAUCCCCCUCCGCCGUCCAGUCCCGAGCAAUUGUCCAGAUUUGCAAGGGUCGUGACACGAUCGCUCAGGCGCAAUCUGGUACUGGUAAGACUGCCACAUUCUCGAUCGGUAUCCUGCAAGUCAUCGACACUGUCGUGCGCGAGACACAAGCUCUGGUCCUUUCGCCGACUCGCGAACUUGCGACUCAGAUUCAGUCGGUCAUUAUGGCCUUGGGAGAUUACAUGAAUGUACAAUGCCACGCUUGCAUUGGAGGCACAAAUAUUGGCGAGGACAUUCGAAAGCUGGACUACGGCCAGCACGUUGUUUCGGGUACACCGGGUAGAGUUGCGGACAUGAUCCGUAGACGCCACCUGCGCACCCGGCAUAUCAAGAUGUUGGUUCUUGAUGAGGCUGACGAACUUCUGAACCGCGGUUUCCGUGAACAAAUCUACGACGUCUACCGCUACCUCCCUCCCGCUACACAGGUCGUUGUCGUUUCCGCCACUCUCCCCUAUGACGUCCUGGACAUGACGACGAAAUUCAUGACUGACCCCGUCCGCGUUCUGGUCAAGCGUGACGAGUUGACCCUGGAAGGCAUCAAACAAUACUUCAUCGCUGUUGAGAAAGAAGAGUGGAAGUUCGAUACCCUUUGCGACCUCUACGAUACCUUGACCAUCACGCAGGCCGUGAUCUUCUGCAACACCCGCCGGAAGGUCGACUGGCUUACUGAUAAGAUGCGCGAAGCCAACUUCACAGUAUCCAGCAUGCACGGCGAAAUGCCCCAGAAGGAGCGUGACAGUAUCAUGCAAGACUUCCGCCAGGGCAACUCUCGUGUCCUCAUCUCGACCGACGUUUGGGCUCGUGGUAUCGACGUUCAGCAAGUCUCGCUUGUCAUCAACUACGACCUACCCACCAACCGUGAGAACUAUAUCCACCGUAUUGGUCGAAGUGGUCGUUUCGGAAGAAAGGGUGUCGCCAUCAACUUCGUCACAAGCGAUGAUGUGCGCAUUCUCCGUGACAUUGAAUUGUACUACUCUACCCAGAUCGAUGAGAUGCCUAUGAAUGGUAAGUCCUCCGACUUCACUCGCUUUCCACUUAUGGCACAACGAUAUACUUACUCUUGUCUAGUCGCUGAUCUCCUUUCAUAA
This is a messenger RNA of Aspergillus fumigatus Af293, 1518 nucleotides long. RefSeq names its product ATP-dependent RNA helicase eIF4A. Lineage: Eukaryota; Fungi; Ascomycota; Eurotiomycetes; Eurotiales; Aspergillaceae. The record is from RefSeq and is a predicted model, not a curated record. The coding region runs from base 1 to 1518 and encodes 505 amino acids. The transcript has 3 exons. Gene Ontology annotation, cellular component: catalytic step 2 spliceosome; nucleolus. Gene Ontology annotation, molecular function: ATP binding; mRNA binding; RNA helicase activity.